This is a messenger RNA of Spodoptera litura, 1087 nucleotides long. RefSeq lists its product as uncharacterized. The record is from RefSeq and is a predicted model, not a curated record. Lineage: Eukaryota; Metazoa; Arthropoda; Insecta; Lepidoptera; Noctuidae.
UGUCGUUUGACAGCGUUAUAUUCCCGCGCGUGCGUUUUUAAAAUUACGAUAAUUUAUAGAAAAAUAAAACAAAUGAUGGAUUUAAAAGAGAUUAUAAAGUGGUUUAUCCCGUGUUUUCAUAUAUUGCUAUUGAAAAAAGUGAAAAUGUGCGGCCGUUUAACUUUUAUUUGUUUAUUUUUACUUUUUAUUUUGCGCCCUAGUUAUGCUACGGGCGUAAAUAAGUUAGUCAGUGGUGAUAAUAAUACCAAAAAUGCAUUUAAUUAUAAUAAUUUAGAUAAUAAAUUAAACCAAAGUGAUUAUUUUGAUGUGAAAAUGGAGAGUGAAGAGAAAACUUAUGAUACGUCUGUCGGCCGCACCUUCGGUCGUCCGCUCAAGAAGAUGAUGCAGGCUCUCAUCCCACUGGCGUUCCAGAUCGGAGCUGCAUCCACCUGGGCCGUGGUGGCCGCUCUAGUAGGCGUCAAGACGUUGCUGGUGGCGCUGGCUAUAUUAAAGCUGUUGCUUAUUGCUGGUGCUGCGAAGAUUGGAGCACUCUUCGGUCAGAAGGCACAUGGUCACAGUCAGGGCUGGGAGCCUCCUCAUCAGAAGGAGAUCCACCUUCACAUUCACAAUGGAGGACAUCCUGAGGUCCAUGAUGAGCAUAUAUCUGGAUGGAACAGAGAUGGCGCUGCUACCGGUACUGCUGACAAGAACAUCAAUUUAGUUAUUAACCCCUAUGCCGCCACUGCUGCAGCAGGCCCUCAGACUAUAAGCACUCCUUAUGGUAACUAUGUGAGGGUUGACUCUCCUAGCGCAUUAUCAUCACUAUCCAGUCUUAGCACGUAAUAAUUAUAUAAAAAAAAUGUAGGUAUGUUUGUUUGUGUGUAUGUAUGUACGUACUCUAAAACCAGUGAUCGUAUUUUGAUGAUACUAUUAGAACAAUAUUUUUAAGGCAUAGUUUCAACUCCUAAACGUAUUAGAUGGUUCAUUUUCUUUUUUGUAUUAAGAAUAUUUAUUAAUGUGUGUUUGUACGUGUAUAUGUAAUUUAUUUUAGUAUUAAUAGUUAUUUCUUUAGUCAACCAAUCUCGCUUGAUUUUAGAAAUACUUUUUA